AUGAACGCCAACUCGCUGAGUGCCAUCCCUCCAGAGAUCGGCCACAUGACCGCCCUCACCCACCUCUCGGCUGGUUCCAACAAUAUCGCCUCCCUUCCGCCCGAGAUUGGGAAUUUGAAGAACUUGACCUCUCUGAUGCUGUUCUACACCCAGCUGCAAACAUUGCCCAACGAGUUCUGCGCGCUGUUCAGCCUCAAGACGCUCCAUCUGGGUGCCAAUGAGAUCACGCGACUCCCGGAUGCUUUUGGCGACCUGACGAGUCUGGAGGCGCUCUGUCUAAACGACAACCAGCUCGAGGCUCUUCCCUCGUCGAUCGGCAAGUUGCACCAGCUGCGGGCACGUCCCACCACCAACGGAAAGCUGCGUGUCUUCUCGCUCGCCACUUCCGUGCGAGACGAGUUCCCGCCGGGCUUCUGGACUCUCACCCAGCUGCAGACGCUCGAUCUGGCCACCGCCCACAUUGACCACCUUCCUGACGAAAUCGGCCAGCUGAGGGGCCUGACUAGCCUCGACUUGGAGCCCAACGAUCUGCAAUCCCUGCCGGACAGCCUUUGCUGCCUGACCGACCUCAAGAGACUCGCCCUGGCCCACAACUUACUCACCGAGUUACCUUCAGAGAUCGGGAAGCUGAGCAACCUAACAUUCCUUUCGGUGGACAACAACCGACUCCUGUCUCUUCCGGCCUCGGUGGCCAACCUACACAAGCUCAAGGCCCUCUGCCUCGCCGCCAACGACGGCCUCGGCCCCAGCCUCGCCAACCUGGGCCUACCAUCGUGCGCAGACCAACCACAGCAGCAGCCGCCGCCGCCGACACAACAACGCCAGCUCUUCCCCGAGCUGUGCGUACUGAGCCUGGAGCGCACCGGGCUGGCCUCGCUUCCGCCCUUCGUGUGCCAGGUGGCCUCGUUGACCGCCCUCUCCCUCGGGCUGCAACGGCUCAAGACACUCGAUCUCGGCUCGAACCUCUUUGCGGGUGUAUUGCCCACCGCUGUCCUGGGCCUCGCCCAACUGAUUGAACUCAGUGUCGACCACAACGCGCUGAGCGAGCUGCCCGACGAGCUCGGCAGUCGGCUGUCGCGCUUGCGUAGCGUCAACUUGAGCGGCAACCACUUCGGCGAGGUGCCGCGGCAGAUCAUGGACAUGCCGGCGCUCGAGCGGGUGGACCUCUCGGCCAACUUCAUCGUCGGCAUCGACGACGACGCCCGGGAGGCCCUCCUCCGCAUGCCGCUCCUCAGGGAGCUCGACGUGAGCGAGAACCCGGUGGCCGAGCAGCCGCUGCCCGCCGCGCUGCAGGACCUCCUCACCACCACCAGACAAGACCAAGAUCCAUAA
Molecule: messenger RNA, 1332 nt
Organism: Acanthamoeba castellanii str. Neff
Lineage: Eukaryota; Discosea; Longamoebia; Acanthamoebidae
Product: leucine rich repeat domain containing protein
Exons: 9
Coding region: 1-1332 (443 amino acids)
Molecular function (GO): protein binding
Source: RefSeq, a predicted model, not a curated record